Molecule: messenger RNA, 2799 nt
Organism: Coprinopsis cinerea okayama7#130
Lineage: Eukaryota; Fungi; Basidiomycota; Agaricomycetes; Agaricales; Psathyrellaceae
Product: alpha-glucosidase
Exons: 8
Coding region: 1-2799 (932 amino acids)
Biological process (GO): carbohydrate metabolic process
Molecular function (GO): hydrolase activity, hydrolyzing O-glycosyl compounds; carbohydrate binding
Source: RefSeq, a predicted model, not a curated record
AUGCGGCUGCGUACAACGGUCCCCAUCGCUCUCUCCUCUGCCUUAUGGCUGACGAAGUCUCGUGCGGCUUAUGUCGCUCCCGAGGUCCUCGAUGCCUGCCCAGGCUACGUCGCCAAGCAGGCCACCUAUUCUCAUGGUGGAAGCGAGGCUCAGAUUGACCUUACUCUGGCCAGCUCUCCUGGUUGCAAUGUCUUCGGUCAGGACAUCGAGAACCUGCGCGUCACCGUCGCUUACGAGACUGGCAAGUUCAUUACAUUCCAGGAUCGUCUUCAUGUCAAGAUUACCGACGCCAACAAUGAGCGCUAUGAGGUCCCCGAAGACGUCUUCCCUCGCCCACCCAACCGCCGCAUCCUCCCCGAGCGAUCCAACCUUGUCUUCAACUACACUUCCGACCCAGAGCCCUUCUACCUCACUGUCUCUCGUCGCUCGACUGGUGAAGUCCUCUUCUCCACCAAGGACCACCCCUUGAUCUUCGAAGACCAAUACCUCCGAGUCAAGACCGAUCUCCCAGCCGGUGCCAACAUCUACGGUUUCGGUGAGCACACUGAGACCUUCCGUCUCGAUGCAAACAACUAUGGUCGUGGCAUGGUCCGCACCCUCUGGAGCCGCGACUCCUACGGUGUCCCCAAUGGCACCAACCUUUACGGAAACCACCCCGUCUAUUUCGAGCAUCGUACCACUGGUACUCACGGUGUCUUCCUCCUCAACUCCAACGGCAUGGACGUCAAGCUCAACGAGACCGCCACCGGCACCUCUCUUGAGUACAACGUUAUCGGUGGUGUUCUCGACUUCUAUUUCUUGGCUGGUAGUGAGAGCAACCCUGAGGCUCUUGCCAAGCAGUAUGCCGAGGUUUCUGGUUUGGCUCCCCUCUUCCCUUACUGGGGUCUCGGUUUGCACCAGUGCCGAUUUGGCUACAAGAACUACGUUGAGGUUGCCAGUGUUAUCGCUCGAUACAGGGAGGCCGGUAUCCCUCUCGAGACCAUGUGGACCGAUAUCGACUACAUGGACAGGCGUCUCAUCUUCACAUUGGACCCUCAAUACUUCCCCUUGAACCGUAUGCGCGAGAUCGUCUCUCACCUCCACGAGAACAAGCAACACUUCAUCGUCAUGACCGACCCUGCAGUGGGCGUUCUUCCGGACGAGUCCUAUCCUCCCUUCGAGCGUGGCGAGGAGCUCGGAGUCUGGCUCAAGAACCGAGACGGAUCUAACCACCUUGGACUCGUAUGGCCCGGUGUCACCGUCUUCCCCGAUUGGUUCCACCCUAACGUUGAGCAGUACUGGAAUGGCGAGUUCGAGCGCUUCUACAAUGCCGAGGACGGCUUGAACAUCGAUGGAGCAUGGAUCGACAUGAACGAGCCCGCCAGCUUCUGCGACUACCCCUGCCUCGACCCCUGGGGUGAAGCCAUCAAGCAGAACCUUCCUCCUCCCCGUGACCAAGAGCCCCCCGCCCCUGACGCACCCAUCUUCGUUGAAGGCAGCACUGACUGGUAUGCCCCGAUCCAGACCAGCGCGCCUGGUGUCUCUUCCAACGUCAUCGAAGAAUCUUCCAGCACCCUCGAGCGCCGCCAGACCUCCGACGACGAGCACCUCUUGAACCCUCCCUAUGCCAUCGACAACGAGUUCGGCCCCAUCUCCUCCCGCACUGCCUACACCAACAUCAUUCACGCCAACGGUCUCUCCGAGUACGACACCCACAACUUGUACGGCAGCAUGAUGUCCACCUUCACCCGCAAGGCUAUGAUCAACAGGCGCCCCGGACGCCGCCCCUUCAUCAUCACUCGUUCGACCUUUGCUGGUGCCGGACGCGAUGUUGGCAAGUGGCUCGGUGACAACGUUAGCUCUUGGGAGCACUACCGCAUGAGCAUUGCCUCCAUGCUCAACUUUGCUGCCAUCUUCAACAUGCCUUUGGUCGGAAGCGAUGUCUGCGGCUUCGUCGGCGAUACCACUGAGGAGCUCUGUGCUCGAUGGGCCCUCGUUGGUGCUUUCAACCCCUUCUUCCGCAACCACAACGGUGAGAACCACGUCAGCCAAGAGUUCUAUGUCUGGCCCAAGACGGCUGAGGCUGCCAGGGCUGCCAUCGACAUUCGAUACCGCCUCCUUGACUACCUCUACACUGGCCUCUACCAGGCUCACCUCGACGGUACCCCAGUUCUCUCCCCCGUCUGGUACAAGUUCCCCAAGGACACCGAGACCUUCCCCAUCGACCUCCAAUUCUUCUACGGCGCCCACAUCCUCGUCUCCCCCGUCACCGAGGAAGGCUCCACCUCGGUCACCUACUACCUCCCCGCCGACACCUGGUACGACUUCUUCACGCUCGCCCCCGUCACCCGCACCGGCUGGGUCACCCAGCACCGCGUCUCGCACGCCCAGAUCCCCAUGCACAUCCGCGGUGGCGCCGUCCUCCCUCUCCGCUCCGAGAUGGCCAUGACCACCGCCGAGCUGCGCACCAAGCCCUUCGACAUCGUCGUCGCCCCCGAUGCCCGUGGCAACGCCUCUGGCUCGCUCUACAUCGACGAUGGCGAGACUAUCGACCCCAGCCCGUCUGAUGUCACCAACGUCGAGUUCUCGUACCGCAACCGCCGCCUCAGGGUUUCCGGCCGCUUCGGAUACAAGAUUGAGCGUGGUGUGCAGUGGAGGACUGUCAAGUUUGCUGGUGUUGAUAGGCAGCCUCUUAUGGUCCUCGUCAACGGUUUCCCAAUCAUCCAGAGGGAGAGGAUCAGGUACGACAGGAGGCAGAAGACUUUGGAGGUUGAUGUCAACCUCUCGAGGUUUGCUGGCUUCGAGGUCGUCUUGGUCUAA